Messenger RNA from Cutaneotrichosporon cavernicola, 2091 nucleotides. RefSeq lists its product as uncharacterized. The transcript is spliced from 6 exons. Bases 1 to 2091 code for a protein of 696 amino acids. Gene Ontology annotation, molecular function: single-stranded DNA 5'-3' DNA exonuclease activity. Lineage: Eukaryota; Fungi; Basidiomycota; Tremellomycetes; Trichosporonales; Trichosporonaceae. The record is from RefSeq and is a predicted model, not a curated record. Gene Ontology annotation, biological process: interstrand cross-link repair. Gene Ontology annotation, cellular component: mitochondrion; nucleus.
AUGCCCGCCACCGAUGAAGAGGACGACUACGGCGACGAGCUCGUAUACGACUCGGGACUCGACGAGACCCUCCGCGCAGCCGAGGCUGUUCCUGACAUCGAGGACGUGCCGCUCGCCAUCUCACCGUUUGGCGAGUUUCGGCACCGUGGCAACCUCUCCGUAUCUGACCUGGUUGGGCCGGUCUGGUGCGAGGUCCAGUUCGACUAUCGUCUGCGUACCCUUCCUUACCUCCCGGUUAGCCAGCGGCCGACGACCAUAAUCUCGCCCAAGGGCGCGAGCAUCUCUGUCGACCAGGCAAAGGUCGAGGGCAAGGAGCGUAUCCUGAGGCGGGGAGAGCGGCUCGAGCGCGAGAUCCAUCCCGAAGAGAUCAAAGUUCAGGCAACGACGAGGGAAGACACAUGGGGCCUGAGGAUGCUGAACAUGUUCUCCGCACUAGAGGCCUUGCUAACUAUCGGCAAGUGCCGCGAACUGCCAGUCGCUGGGUUCGUGGACGACACGUUUGUCCUGGGCAUCAUUGACGAAAUCACACGCGUACCCAUCGUCGAAUCGCCAACGAAGGGUCGUCAGACGCGGGCAAAGCGUACAGAGUCCGGGCGUCAGGCGUCCCUAAACGACUUCUUCGGUGGCAAGCCACUACCCCAACCACAGACCCACCGGCUAAUCGUGUCCGACUCAAAGACGCGGACGACCGCCUCAAUGCCGAGGGAAGAGGACACUCUCGCUGGUCGCCUGCAGGUCAUGCUCUACAAGGAGCUGAUUGACGCCCUCCUCGUGCCGCAUGAACCGCGGUUGGUAUCUCCGAAGGCGCGCGUUAAGGUGGAAGAGGGCGAAGCUCAGGUCGAGGUGGAGGCCGAUCCGCCACAUAAGCCGCCAGAGGCUUACCUUCCCACGUCAAGCGAGCAAGGUUCAGGGCUGUGGCGCAUUUGGGACCAUCUGGGGCUCGACACGUCCAGAUGGUUCACGGACGAGUUUAUCGCACAGACCUGUCCCGUUGUCGAGAGUAACGAGCUGCGGUUUGGCGUAGCCGAGGGUCGAACUCUAGCCGACUACGCCCAGUCAUGGACCCGGUACGUCGCAGCCCUGGGCCUCGGUGCCGGGACAGAUGAGGGCCGCACAGAUACCUCGCUGGAGCUCGUAUACCGCCGCGCUGCACCCAAGAGGAAGAAGGAGGCAGCCCGGAAACGGCGCAAGGGAACCAAAGGCCGGAGGAGAAAAGAGAAGGGCGAGGCUGUCUUGGCUGUGCUUCCCUCUCUGGAAGAUGUGGACAUUGCCACACUGGAUGAGGAGACCCAGGUCCAGCUCGCUCUGCAACUCAGCAUGCAGGACUCAAAGGCCGAGAGAGGUCCGUCGUCCCAGAUUCUCAGAGACGCUCGGCUUGUGGAAAUUACGUCGUCAUCCGACGGAAACGAACCUAGCAUGACGGUUUAUGACCCAGGACACGUCCUUGCGGAGGGUCCCAGGUCCCAGAAUAUCGAGGCCACAUAUGACACUGGAGACGAACCGCCGUUAUCUGAGCCUCCACUGGUAGCUUUGGGAAUGGGAAGCCCCAGUUUGGCCGACAGACCUAGUGAUGGAGAGUCGCAAGUCGAGCCCUUAGGUCAUCCUCUAGAUUCGCCCCCAUCGAGCUCUGCCCUGGGCCUUGGGAAACCCACUGUCUCGUGCUCGUGCUCCCAACGCUCGGUCUCGAGCCAGACGAAAUACUUCACGUCCGACAGCGAGCAGGAGCGCGAGGACGCAGAGCUGGCGUGGGCUGUCGAGAUGAGCUUGGGCACCGGGUCACAGGAGACUGCCGCGCCCUCCGGAGCAGGGGUCAUGUCGCCAUCAGAGCGAAAGCCGCGUGCACGGUCACCCUCUCCAGGAACAGCAUCGGGGUCUAUUAUUGGCAAGCACCGCUUCACGCACGACCGCGCCGCGCUUGGCACACACCUGCGAUCCGUACUCCAGUACUGGCGAGGGACUCGGAGGCCACUGGGCGUCAGCACCGCUCAGGUUCGUCGGUGCCACUGGUGCGAGUUUGAGGAGGGGUGUGAGUGGCGCCAAACCAAGGCGGGCGAGGCGCUCGAGCGCUACCGCUCGCAGAGAAUGUCAUGA